AUGCCCCGAAAUGAUGACAUUGCCAGAGUUUCGUUGGCAGCCAUAACAUUUGCUGACAUUCAAUUGCCGUCUUUGUACCUUUCUCUUUCUCUCUUAGCUCUUGUUAUUCUCUCUCUCUCAUUUUCUCUCUCUCUCUCUCUCUCUCUCUCACCCACAACCAUUUUGCAGGCUGAUCAGCGGCACGAGAUGGAUCAUCUGAAGCUUGAGCAAAUGGCGCUGGCGCCGUUGGCUGCGCAGCAAAUGCAGCAGGAGGACAAUUAUGCACGCGUUGCCGAGUUUAUUGCCGCUCUACCUGGGGCGUGUCGCUUGGCUGUGGUGACCUCGGGAGGAACCACGGUGCCAUUGGAGGCCAACACAGUCCGUUUUGUUGAUAACUUUUCCGGGGGACAACGUGGGGCCGCCUCCACAGAGGCCUUUCUGGCAGCCGGCUAUCACGUUCUCUUUGUGCAUCGAAAGACCUCGAUGCGUCCUUUUUUACAUCGCAUCGACCUCGAUCGGGACUCUGAUGCUGAUGGCCAGCUAUGCUCCAGGGCGGCCAAACAGCUCGCCACUCGUCGCCAGGCGCUGAAGGAUCAACGACUAAUGGAGCUGCCUUUUGUAACAAUAUUUGACUAUCUCUCCCUCCUGGAGCGCAUUGAAGCACUCCUCGAACCCUUGGGGCCCCGAGUUCUGCUCUACCUAGCUGCCGCCGUCUCUGAUUUCUUCCUCCCUCGGGAAUGCCUGCCUGAACACAAAAUUCAAUCCCGAGAACAAAAUGGCCUGCACCUGGACCUGCAACCUGUUCCGAAGAUGCUUGGGGUGUUCCGCGCCCGGUGCCCCAAGGCCUUUAUGGUCACCUUCAAGCUUGAGACAGACCAUGCCUUGCUCGAAGCCAAGGCCCGGGGCUCAUUGCGGGCCUACGGCCAAGACGUUGUCGUGGCCAAUCAAUUGGAAACCCGCCACCAGCUCGUCCGCCUCUUUUUUCCCACAGACCAGCCGCCCAUUGUUAUCCGGGCCCACGAUGCCGAUCGCGAUCUUGAGGUUGUCCUCAUUCAAACCUUGGAACGCAUGCACAUCGAGCACACGCACCGGCUGACAGCGUCUUCGACACCCUCGAAAUGA
Monosiga brevicollis MX1 is the source of this 1101-nucleotide messenger RNA. RefSeq lists its product as uncharacterized. Gene Ontology annotation, biological process: coenzyme A biosynthetic process. The record is from RefSeq and is a predicted model, not a curated record. The coding region runs from base 1 to 1101 and encodes 366 amino acids. NCBI's taxonomy places the organism in Eukaryota, Choanoflagellata, Craspedida, Salpingoecidae. The transcript has 3 exons. Gene Ontology annotation, cellular component: nucleus; cytoplasm. Gene Ontology annotation, molecular function: phosphopantothenate--cysteine ligase activity.